Molecule: messenger RNA, 1894 nt
Organism: Quercus robur (English oak)
Lineage: Eukaryota; Viridiplantae; Streptophyta; Magnoliopsida; Fagales; Fagaceae
Product: glutathione gamma-glutamylcysteinyltransferase 3-like
Exons: 8
Coding region: 210-1700 (496 amino acids)
Biological process (GO): response to metal ion; cellular detoxification of cadmium ion; detoxification of copper ion
Molecular function (GO): metal ion binding; glutathione gamma-glutamylcysteinyltransferase activity
Source: RefSeq, a predicted model, not a curated record
AUGAAAACGCCUAAACGGUCAAACUUUUUGAAAUAUAUCACAAACACUACUCCACUCCCACCUCCACGUUUAUUAAUUAAAUUUUUACACCAAAAACAAAAACUAGUGCCUUAACUUUUUAGUUUUAUAUAACAAUAAUAAUAAAAAAAGCGUCAAACACAUGCAAGGGAGAAUCUGAUUCACCAAAGUCCAGACUCCAGAGAAAAGAAAUGGCGACUCCAUUGCCAGGUCUAUACCGGAGAUCCCUACCCUCUCCUCCGGCAAUCGAAUUCGCUUCCUCCGAAGGCAAGAAGCUUUUCAGUGAGGCGCUAGGAGAUGGAACAAUGGAAGGGUUUUUCAAGCUCAUAUCGUAUUACCAAACCCAGUCGGAGCCUGCGUAUUGCGGCCUCGCCACCCUCUCUAUGGUCCUCAAUGCCCUCUCUAUCGACCCCGGAAGAAAAUGGAAAGGUCCUUGGAGAUGGUUUGACGACUCUAUGCUAGAUUGCUGUGAGCCUUUGGCAAAGAUCAAAGCUGAUGGCAUUACCUUUGGCAAAGUUGCAUGUUUGGCACAUUGCAAUGGAGCUAAGGUUGAAGCUUUUCGGACUAGUGAAAGCACCAUUGAUGACUUCCGCAAGUAUGUAAUUUGCUGUACUUCUUCAGAGGAUUGUCAUGUGAUCACGUCAUACCACAGAGCAGUUUUUAAGCAGACUGGAACUGGUCACUUUUCACCAAUUGGAGGCUAUCAUGCUGGAAGAGAUAUGGUUCUCAUGUUGGAUGUUGCUCGAUUUAAAUAUCCUCCUCAUUGGAUUCCUCUCAAGCUUCUUUGGGAGGCCAUGGAUACUAUUGAUGAAGCAACAGGACAUCGUAGGGGGUUUAUGAUUAUUUCACGGCAUCACAGAGCACCGUCAAUCCUUUAUACUCUGAGUUGUAGACAUGAUAGUUGGAAAAGUGUGGCAAAGUACUUGGUAGAAGAUGUUCCCCACCUCUUGAAGUUAGAAGAUCUAAAAGAUGUUCAAAGUGUACUCUCUAUGGUAUUCAAAUCACCCCCUGCGGAUUUGAGAGAAUUCAUUAAGUGGGUUGCUGAAGUUCGAACACAAGAGGAUGGGAAUGGAAUUUUAAGUGAAGAGGAAAAAGGAAGGAUUGGAAUCAAGGAGGAGAUAUUGAAACAAGUACAAGAGACUGAACUAUUCAGACAUGUGACAAGAUGGUUGUCUUCUGUGAGUUCACUUUGUAAAGACAUCACAUCUUUGGGUGACAAAGACAGGUUACCUGAAAUUGCCGCACGUGUUUGUUGCGAAGGAGCUGAAGUUUUGACUGGGAAUGUAAGGAGAAUAUGCUGCGGGAAAACAAAUGUGAAGCUUAUGAAGGCUAAUGGUGAAAAGCCUGUGACAGUGGUAUCUGGGACUGUAAUUUCUGAUGGCACAGAACAAGGAGUUGAUAUGCUGGUUCCUUUAUGUCAAUUCGAUCCCACUACUUUGUGUGUUUCUGAUCAAGGAUAUUGCAGCGGAAUGUAUCCAUCUACAGCUGAUGUUCUCACAGUGCUUUUAUUUUCCCUGCCACAACAUUCAUGGGCUGGCAUUAAAGAAGAGAAGCUACUGACAGAAAUUAAAAGUCUCGUGUCAACUGACAGUCUUCCUCCUUUGCUUAAAGAUGAGGUUACGUAUUUGAGACAGCAGCUCCAUUUUCUCAUCACAGAUCUUGGCACUCCUACCCCUCCGUGAUAUCCUUGUUUUCUCUUAAUUACUUGUAAACUAGAAGUGAUAAGAGAAAAAAAAAAAAAAAAAACUUGUACACCAUAAAGUUUGGAAGGCUCUGUGAAUCAUGGACUAUAAUGGGUUGCACCAUUUUGCAUGAUUUAAAGUACAUUGUUGUAAGAAAUAAAAUAUAUACAAAGCUUAUUGUUCCUCGUUGAUGA